Molecule: messenger RNA, 1027 nt
Organism: Rhagoletis pomonella (apple maggot)
Lineage: Eukaryota; Metazoa; Arthropoda; Insecta; Diptera; Tephritidae
Product: adult cuticle protein 1-like
Exons: 2
Coding region: 72-407 (111 amino acids)
Source: RefSeq, a predicted model, not a curated record
AAGCUUCAAGCCGUUAAGAAAGUUCUUGUGAACCAACGUCCCCUAAGCUCCAAACAAAAAUAAAAAGCAACAUGAAGUUCGCCGUUUCCGUAGUCUUGUUCGCUUUGGCCCUUGGCGCUGCUCACUGCUCGAUCAUCCCAGGCGUGGUCACAUCCAUCAAUGGCGUCGUUUUGGCCUCUCCACCUGGCUCUAUUGCUGUACAAGCCUCUGCCGUGCCAGCUGUCGUUGCCGCACCAUCGCCAGUACAGAUCAUCACCAGCCCAGCGGUGGUGGCUGCUCCAGCUGUUGUGGCUGCAGAGGGCACCUAUGUCGCCAAAACACGUGGCGCUGUGCAUGUUGCACCUCUGCCCGGACAUGUGCAAUCAGCUGCCUCAGUGAACUUGGAACCAGCACCAGGCACCAUCUAAGAAGGGAUGCCACUAAUUUCACUGAAUUGAAUGGCGUUUCGAACGGGAAAAUACGCACACAUAUACCUAUGUAAUAUAUAAAAUCGUACAAGCACCUGGUCAUAGUCAAUUACGUUAUGUAACUGGAACACGUGCUACAUAUUUACAUACAUACAUACAUGCAUACAAACUAGAGCUCUAGAUACCCGGGUAUCGAGCAAUGCGAGUAGCUCGAUACUCGCUCGAAACUCGUUCAUUGCUCAACUGCUCAAAUGUUUGUUCAAAAUUUUCGAGUUUUUGAACAAUUUCAUAAACAAAAGAAAAUUUGUAAAUUGUAUUUGUCAGCAGCUGAUUUCUAAUUCAUGUUAAAUAAAUUGUAUUAAUAAAAACCAAUGUAACAAUCUUUGCAUUAUAUAUCAAUAAUUUGAAAUAUUUAAAAAGUUGCUUCCAAAAAUGUCAAUAUAAUAAAAAAAACAUUGCUCAAAUUACUCGAAAAAACUCGAAUUGCUCGAGCUCAUGCUCGAAAAUUUUCGAGUAAUGAGCAUUGAACAAGUGUGAGAGUACUCGCUGCUCAUAUACCCGGGCUGUUUGAAAAUGUGCGAACAAAAUCGAGAGCUCUAAUACAAACAGACAAUGAAUCG